Messenger RNA from Scomber japonicus (chub mackerel), 1141 nucleotides. It is a transcript of the gene thg1l, whose product is annotated as tRNA-histidine guanylyltransferase 1-like. Bases 34 to 933 code for a protein of 299 amino acids. Gene Ontology annotation, biological process: tRNA modification. Gene Ontology annotation, molecular function: magnesium ion binding; tRNA guanylyltransferase activity. The record is from RefSeq and is a predicted model, not a curated record. NCBI's taxonomy places the organism in Eukaryota, Metazoa, Chordata, Actinopteri, Scombriformes, Scombridae. The transcript is spliced from 7 exons.
AGCAUCACACAUGGCAUCCAAGUGAGCACCCUCAUGCUGAUUGGAAAGGUCUGCAGUAUUCGUGGAGGCAUCAGGUCUUGUGUAGUCAGACCCAUAGCUAGUCUGUUUACCUGCCCCAGUAACAUGGCCAAGAGCAAGUUUGAGUAUGUCCGCAACUUUGAGACAGAUGACACCUGUCUAAAAAACUGCUAUAUUGUUGUGAGGCUGGAUGGGCGUAACUUCCACAGGUUUGCAGAACAGCACAAGUUCACAAAGCCCAAUGACAACAGAGCCCUGGGACUGAUGAGCCGCAGCGCACACUCGGUCAUGGAUGAAUUAGAAGACAUUGUCAUCGCUUACGGUCAAAGUGAUGAGUUCAGCUUUGUUUUCAAGAGGUCGUCCAAUUGGUUCAAGAGGAGAGCCAGUAAGCUCAUGACUCACGUGGCAUCCCAGUUCUCCUCCUCGUAUGUGUUUUACUGGAAGGAGUUUUUUGGGGAUCAGACGCUACUGUACCCACCAAGUUUUGAUGGACGUGUGGUCCUAUAUCCUAGCAACCGUAACCUCAAAGACUACCUGAGCUGGAGGCAAGCAGACUGUCACAUAAAUAAUUUGUACAACACAGUGUUUUGGACUUUAGUACAGAAAGGAGGACUCACCACAGUCCAGGCAGAGGAUCGCUUAAAGGGAACGCUAGCCGCAGACAAAAACGAGAUCCUGUUCUCAGAAUUUGACAUCAACUACAACAGUGAAUCUGCCCUUCACAAGAAAGGCACCACUCUUAUCUGGGAAAAGCGAGAUGAAACUGUCACUAAACGCCUAAAACGACCAAAUGAAGAGGAGAAGGACGUGAAUGUGACACGCAGCAGGAGGAGGGUGCAGGCGUACCACUGCGACAUUAUAGGAGACCAAUUCUGGCAGGACCACCCAGACAUCCUGGAGGACGACAACUGCUAACAGUUCCUCUCCUGCUGUAGGAGAACAAUACUGAACUGAGUCUAGCCAGAACGAUUAAAGCUGACCUAUUGGAGCAGUGACAGCUCGAUACUGACUGAUGUAGAUCAUGUGUCCUGAAAGUGGGAUGCUUAGUACUCUUGAAACCCUUGUCUGUUUUUCUGAGAUUGAAUCUUAUUUGGUGGAUUGACUUUGUAUCAUUGCUCUCUCA